Messenger RNA from Musa acuminata subsp. malaccensis (wild Malaysian banana), 1179 nucleotides. RefSeq names its product probable aquaporin PIP2-2. The record is from RefSeq and is a predicted model, not a curated record. Gene Ontology annotation, molecular function: water channel activity. Gene Ontology annotation, cellular component: plasma membrane. Gene Ontology annotation, biological process: transmembrane transport. NCBI's taxonomy places the organism in Eukaryota, Viridiplantae, Streptophyta, Magnoliopsida, Zingiberales, Musaceae.
CUUCAAAUCUCCCUCCCUGGAAACGCACACAACUGUGGUAGUGGUGUAUCGUGUGCUGGUACGUUGCAGAUGGCGAAGGACAUCGAGGUGGCGGAGCAGGGGGAGUACACCGCCAAGGACUACACCGACCCACCACCGGCGCCACUCGUCGACGUGGAGGAGCUGACCAAGUGGUCUUUGUACCGGGCGGCGAUCGCGGAGUUCAUCGCCACCAUGCUGUUCCUGUACGUCACCGUGUUGACUGUGAUCGGGUACAAGCACCAGUCGGACCCCAACGUGAACCCGACCGACGCGGCCUGCAGCGGCGUCGGCAUCCUCGGCAUCGCCUGGGCCUUCGGCGGCAUGAUCUUCAUCCUCGUCUACUGCACCGCCGGCAUCUCCGGUGGGCACAUCAACCCCGCGGUGACGUUCGGGCUGUUCCUAGCGCGAAAGGUGUCGUUGGUGCGCGCCUUCCUCUACAUAGUGGCGCAGUGCCUGGGUGCGAUCUGUGGCGUCGGCCUCGUCAAGGGGUUCCAGAAGGCCUACUUCGUCCGCUACGGAGGCGGCGCCAACGAGCUCAGCGACGGCUACUCCAAGGGCACCGGCCUCGGCGCCGAGAUCAUCGGCACCUUCGUCCUCGUCUACACCGUCUUCGCCGCGACCGACCCCAAGCGCAGUGCUCGCGACUCCCACGUCCCGGUUUUGGCUCCCCUACCGAUUGGAUUCGCGGUUUUCAUGGUCCACUUGGCGACGAUCCCGAUCACGGGCACGGGCAUCAACCCGGCGAGGAGUUUCGGAGCCGCCGUCAUCUACAACAAGGACAAGGCCUGGGAUGACCAGUGGAUCUUCUGGGUGGGGCCGGCCAUCGGUGCUGCCAUAGCUGCAGCUUACCACCAAUACGUCCUGAGAGCGAGCGGUGUCAAGGCGUUGGGUUCCUUCAGAAGCAGUGCGUGAAGCCCUCCUCCUCCUCCUCCUCCUCCUCCUCCUGUUCUUCUUCCUCAGGCUGGACGUCACUGGUGGAACAUGGAAACUGUAGAUAAGAAACCCUCUCAUGUGGAGGUUGUGCCGUAUCAUCGUCGUCAUCAUCUCAUUCGUUCUCCUCUAUGAAUUAAUGCAUUUGGGUGUUGUCAUACUUGUGCUGUAUGUGUGAUCACAAUGUAUUCCAUAUUUAAGAUACCAAGUGUUUCCCUUUGUUCUCUC